Molecule: messenger RNA, 924 nt
Organism: Phalacrocorax carbo (great cormorant)
Lineage: Eukaryota; Metazoa; Chordata; Aves; Suliformes; Phalacrocoracidae
Source: RefSeq, a predicted model, not a curated record
AGAUGCACAUGUGUGGGGAGAGGAAACAGGCAGCCCUGCCUGUGAGCAGCCCUUAACCCCUUCUGCGCGGAGCGAGCCGGCGGAGAGCUGGGGAAGGGGACCCCCCGCUGCACCACCUCCCAGCCUGAGCCUGCCCGGCGAGGGCGACGCGAGCCGGGGCUCCCCGGACCCCAGCCGAGGGAGCAGCAUGAGCGCCUGGAGCUGAGGUUGCCUGCAGCAGGAGGAGGUCGGCAGAGCACAGCGGUCCCCCACACGGCUUCCCCGGUGUCCCCUCGCCGCCCAACAUGUCCUUUGCCAUGCUGCGCUCGGCCCCCAGCCGGUACCUGUACCCCGAGAUCAGCAUGCUGUCCGAGGAUGAGGAGAACGGCAGCGAGAGCUCCGGCUCGGACGAGAAGCCCUACCACCUGGACGCCGACGGCUACGGCAUCAAGGCCAGCAAGCGCAGGAGCGGCAAGAAACCCAACCGGAUCAACAGGGAGCCCCGGCAGCGUCACACGGCCAACGCGCGGGAGCGUGACCGCACCAACAGCGUCAACACUGCCUUCACCGCCCUCCGCACCCUCAUCCCCACCGAGCCGGCCGACAGAAAGCUCUCCAAGAUCGAGACCUUGAGACUGGCCUCCAGCUACAUCUCCCACCUGGGGAACGUGCUGCUGGUGGGGGAGGCGUGCGGGGAUGGGCAGCCCUGCCACACCACCCCUGCCUUCUACCACCACGGCGGCAGCAGCCCCCCCGCGCGCGACACCGAGAACUCCCAGCCCAAACAGAUCUGCACUUUCUGCCUCAGCAACCAGAGGAAGCUGAGUAAAGACCGAGACAGGAAGACGGCGAUUCGGAGCUAGAUGAUCAUAGUUUUCAGGAAGGACAACAAGGAGGAGCAGAAGGAGGAAGGAUGGAAAAGCCACACACACAAAACCACAGCCA